Messenger RNA from Anoplophora glabripennis (Asian longhorned beetle), 1730 nucleotides. Its product is annotated as aladin. Bases 210 to 1688 code for a protein of 492 amino acids. The transcript has 5 exons. Gene Ontology annotation, biological process: nucleocytoplasmic transport. The record is from RefSeq and is a predicted model, not a curated record. Gene Ontology annotation, molecular function: protein binding. Gene Ontology annotation, cellular component: nuclear pore. Lineage: Eukaryota; Metazoa; Arthropoda; Insecta; Coleoptera; Cerambycidae.
UCUCCAUGUUUGUUUUAUUGAAAUAUCAUUUAUUUUGUGAAAACGUCCGUAUUUAAUUAUAUAUUUUUUAAUCCAUCCACACGUUUCUGAAACUGGGAUUAAAGUUAUUAUUUAUGCAUCUUGUUUAACAGAAGCUUACCUGUAAAACCUAACCUUACAAUUCGUAUUCGCAUUAGUUUUGUAAUUUGUAGUAAUCCUACUUUAAAAAAAUGAGAAAUUUAGAGGCUUUCGAAGUGCCGAAUGAUGGGGAAAUAGCUUUAUGCGAAAUUAAUGGUCGCAUGCAGUCAAUGAAUUAUAAUUAUGCUAAUGUAAAUGCCUUUACAAAUACUCUGGAAUGUUACCCAAAAAUACAUAUAACAAGAGAUUUGUUACAUCCGGUUACGUCAAGAGAUGAAGGAAAGGCACUAUUUCUACCUGUGAAUGUAUCCUUCUUAAAACAACUUACACAAAUCUAUUAUGAACAAGGAUUUGUUGAAGCUUUACAUACAGCUUCAGCACAUAAUCAAAUUAUUAUUUCUAAAGGAGCUUUGAUGGUAUUAGAUAUUUUAAAAUAUAUUAAUAAAAUAAGAAUUUUAUUCAACCCUAACAUAAAAUAUAGUGGUACUAAUCUUAUAAAUCAAUUUUCUCAAACAAGAAAUUGGUUAAGUAAUACAAUUAGAUGUAUAUCAUGGCAUCCUCAUACAAAAAAAGUGGCUGUAGUUACUUGUGAUGACAGUGUUAGAAUUUUUAGUGAUGAUAAUGCCAUUAUGCCAUUGUUAAGAUAUAAGCAUCAAAGAAAUAUUACAUGUGUAGCAUGGAGGUACAUGUCCAAUUCAGAAAUUGCUGUAGGUCACGAAAAUGGAAUAACGGUGUGGAAUAUUGAUGCAAAUUCAUUGGUUUCGAGACCAUCUAUAAGUAAUGCAGUUUUUCUAAAAUUACCAAAUCACAAACCCAUUAUGAGUAUAGCCUGGUCUCCAAAAGGUGAUAAGUUAGUUAGUUGUGCUGCUUGUGAUAAUACAAUAUAUGUUUGGGAUGUCGAGUUGAAUAAAACAAGUUCUCAAAAGAGACCUGGUAGCUCAGGCAACAUAUUACUUAAGUGGUCUCAAACAGGAGAAAAAUUAUUUAGCUGUUCUAAUGGACUUGUGUUUCGAGUAUGGGACUGUUAUACAUGGGAAUGCGAAAGGUGGACUGUGCUUGAUGGUAGAGUGCAGACGGCUUGUUGGUCAAGUUGUGGUACAAAUCUACUAUUUGCGACAAGUACAGAGACUGUAAUUUACGGCCUUAUCAUAAAAACUGACCAAAUAUUCACAUCAAAUACUGAAACAUCUUCAAGUCAAGCUAUACCUUUAAUUGAUACAAGUAAAAUCGACAUUGAAGGUAUUGUUGUGGGAGGAUUGAUUCAGUGUAUGGAGAGCGAUCCAAAAGGGAAACAUUUAGCUGUUUUAUUUCAAGAUACUAAUUGUGUAGCCGUAUUCAAUAUUGUUAGGCAACCCAUGCUACAAAUAAUUCCUAGUUCGCUGGUUAUUGGAUUACCUGAAGAAAAACCUAGCAUAAUAAGUUUUCUACAACAUUUUGAAGCUGGAACAUGUUUAACUAUUGGAUGGUCUAGUGGAAGAGUUCAAUAUUAUCCUAUUAUUUAUACAGAUCUAUCUAUUCCUAACCAAGUUAAUACUUCUUUAUACCCUUCUUUUAAUACUUCACCAUUUUAAAUUAUAAAUUAAUUUUUUUAUUAAAGUUUUAUAUGUUUUGUA